Molecule: messenger RNA, 2020 nt
Organism: Colletotrichum godetiae
Lineage: Eukaryota; Fungi; Ascomycota; Sordariomycetes; Glomerellales; Glomerellaceae
Product: surfeit locus protein 6-domain-containing protein
Exons: 4
Biological process (GO): ribosomal large subunit biogenesis; ribosomal small subunit biogenesis
Cellular component (GO): nucleolus
Molecular function (GO): DNA binding; RNA binding
Source: RefSeq, a predicted model, not a curated record
GGAGAACUUGAUAAGAUGCAUGUAUCGGGGCGCUAUGUCAUUGCGGGGUGGAAGUGUGGCUCACCGCCCCGGAAAACAGGUGAGGAUCCAACGGCAGAAAAGCGCCAAGAUUUCGCAUAAGCGAUUUCUCCACACCCCAAAAAAUUUCGAACCGCCCGAAAAUUCGCAGCCAAUCCGCCCGCAACCGCCGCAGUAUCAAAGCUCUCUCUCUGUUCACCGAGUCUGCUUGCACCCGCCUAGCCGUUGAUAUUCGUUUGGCUUUGCAGCACUCCAACCAAACUUUACGGUCGACACAGAGAAGGCUUUUUGAUCCUUUUUUUCCUAUAAGCAAAGAUAUAAAGAAACGAAACAAGGGAAUAUGGCGGAAUCUACUCUGCAGGAUCGCCUGCGCGAGCACUCAAAGGCCUUUGAUGGUCUUUUGUCCCUCAUUCCGGCAAAGAUGUACUAUGGAGAAGACAACUCUGAACAAUGGAAGCGAACGAAGCAGACGAAAGCCGAGGCCAAGGCCGCAAAGACGGCCAAGCUGGACCCCGACAGCGAGCUGAACCGCAACGCAAAGGAGGUCAUGGACGAGCGGGCGGCGCGCAACAAGCGCAAGCUGGAGGCGAUGCAAGAAGAAGAAGACAAGGAGGACGACGAGCCCGUCCCGGGUGUGCAGAGGGAGCUGCCAGGCCAGGGGCUCCGGAACAAGGACUACAAGAAGCAGAAGACGGCCGACCUCCCGAUCGACACGAUUGAUGACGCCAACCCUGCCGAGAUGUCACAGAACCAGCUCAUGAGGAUGGCGAAGAAGGAGGCCAAGCUGGAGAAGCGCGCGACCAAGAAGGCCAAGAAGGCUGAGAAGAAGGCUGCUAAGCUCGAGGCUGGUGGCGACGCUGCUGCUGACGCUGCUGAUGUUGAUGCGCCCGAGGUUAAGGAGUCUAGCAAGUCCGCCGACACCAAGGCUGCAAAGUUCCCGGCCGCCACCAAGAAGGAGUCCAGCAAGAAGCAACAGAAGAAGGCCGAGUCCAAGGACGCCAAGCCCUCCGUCGACCUCAACCCCCUCGACCUCUCCGGCCUCGCCCAACAAAAGGCCACAGAGGAGUCCAGUGACGCCUCGACACCGGCCUCGCCCACCUUUGACACCGUCGCCGUCGACGGUCCCUCCACCACCACCGCCGCCAGCGCCAGCACGACAACUUCAACAAGCUCCACCGUCCCGCCCUCCGAGAAGCCAAAGCACAUCAAACUCCCCGCCGACACCUCCGCCCUCCGCGCCCGCCUCGCAGCCCGCAUAGAAGCCCUCCGCGCCGCCCGCAAAGCCGACGGUCCGGACGGAAAACCCAUCCGCACCCGCCAGGAACUCAUCGAGGCGCGCCGCUUCAAGCAGGCCCAGCGCAAAGAGCACAAGAAGGAACUCCGCACAAAGGCCAGGCUCGAGGAAGACGCCCGCCGCGAGGAGACGCUCGCCUCCAACUCCCCCAGCAUCAUGUCCCCGCGCGUCGGCCUCGGCGGCGAAGACGGCGACGACGAACCCGCAAACUUUGCAUUCGGCCGCGUCGCCUUUGACGACGGCACAAAACUCUCGCACGACCUCUCCCACGCGCUCAACACGCACAAGAAGCGCGGGCCCUCGGAUCCCAAAACGGCACUCAUCAAGAUGCAGAACCAAAAGAAGCGCCUCGCGGCCCUCGACUCGGAAAAACAAGCCGACAUUGCCGAAAAGGAACAGUGGCUCAUUGCCCGAAAACGCGCCGAGGGCGAGCGCGUGCGCGACGAUGAGCAGGCUCUCAAGAAGGCCGUCAAGCGCAAGGACCAGGCCAAGAAGAAGAGUGAAAAGGCGUGGAAGGAGCGCAGCGACGGCGUGGCCAAGUCGAUUCGUGAGAAGCAGAAGAAGCGCGAGGAUAACCUCAAGAAGCGCAAGGAUGAUAAGUUGGCGCAUAAGCUUGGGCGGAAGAGCGGCAAGAAGGUUGGUGGUGGGGGCGCGAAGAAGACCAAGGCGCGUCCUGGGUUUGAGGGGAGCUUUGGCGGUGGUAAGAAG